Ruditapes philippinarum (Manila clam) is the source of this 1770-nucleotide messenger RNA. RefSeq lists its product as uncharacterized. Lineage: Eukaryota; Metazoa; Mollusca; Bivalvia; Venerida; Veneridae. The record is from RefSeq and is a predicted model, not a curated record. Bases 22 to 1692 code for a protein of 556 amino acids. The transcript is spliced from 3 exons.
CAUUACCAUAGCUACCAUUAAAUGCCCUAUACUCAAUUUGAUAAGUGUGUAUUUUUUUGUAUUAGAAUAUAUAUUAAAAUCAUUGACAAGGCGGAUUACAAGACUUCCCACCAUUACCACAAAAUGGAGGAAAUAGUAAUUGGCAUUGCCUUACUUCAAUACCAGGACGAUUGUAUGAAAAGGUCAAGGUCACGUAGACAAAACAAGUGUAGAAACAAUAAAUACGCAUGCUCCCAACAAUGUCAUUCGUACAAGAAAGUACCAACCCCAUAUAAAACGGGAAGAAGCACGAACAAAACAGUUUAUAAAGGAAUAUCUGAAUCUCGUAACAAUGCAAUCAAACCUGUAAACAACAGGCGGUCAGUAAGUUCCUUCGAUACAGAUAGCCAAAAACAUUCUUUAACCACUCAUAAAACAGAUACCAUACAAUCUUCAAUAUCUGAUUUUGUAGAACCUAAAAAGAAAAGUGUACCUUCACCAAAAAACACACCAGUUACAGCCCAAACUUCUAACUGUGACAACUUUUCAAACACUGUCCAGAGAGGUGAAAUAGGUACAACUGUAUGCAAUGACAAAACAUAUAGGGCUAUAGAAUCUGUAUCUUACAACAACAGAGAAGACAAAGAAAAGUAUGCAUCUGCCGUCAAAACAAACAACAUAGAAAUGUUUACACCCACUGUCCAAAUAAAUACAAUAGAUGAAUCUACAUCCAUUAUGUCUACAUCUACUGUCCAAAAAGAUAGCACGGAAAAAUCUACAACCACUAUCAAAAUAAAUGAAUUAGGAAAGCCUUUAUCCAUUGUCAAAAAUGACGCAGAAAAUUUUGUAUCAACUCUCAUAAUUGAAGAUAUUAAAAAGCCUUCACCUUCUGUCCAAAAUGCUGACGUGGAAACUUCUACAGACAGUGUCCAAAAAGAGACUGAACAGUCUGCAUCCUCUGUUAAAACAGAUGAAAUAGAAAAGCCUGCAUCCACUAUCAAGGCAAACGAAAAUGAAAACAGGACACCUAAACUACAAACUGACAGCACAGAAAAUAAAUUACAUAAUGCACAAUCAAAAUCGAGUGUCAUUCAAAUCAAACAUACAGGAAAAUCUGCUUUCGCUUUCAAACCAUGUGUUACAGAAAAGUCUAUUUCCGCCAUAAAAAUUGGCGGCACUGAUAACCAACCAACUUCCGUUCAGAGGUCGCCCAAAGAUGAUUCUGCAUUGUGUAUCAAAACGAAUGCUAAAGGUAAUACUGUUAUAGAUGUUAAAUUGACAGCAAAGAAUUAUGAUGGUAGACUAGCUAAAGAUUCCAAGUACACCUUUAAUAGAUUCAAAACUGGAUAUCUCAAAGACUCUGCACCGGAACACGAUCUGUCUGACACUAUAGGUAUUUCAGCCACUGUAGGACCGGAUUCUACAACAAUAGGACCGGAUUCUACACCAAUAAGACCGGAUUCUAUACCAAUAGGACCGGAUUCUACAACAAUAGGACCGGAUUCUACAACAAUAGGACAUACAGAUAAAGGAUAUUUAACUCAAUUAGUACAAACAGACGAACAUAGAAAUUUUAACAAGAUAAAUAACAUUAAAGGGUCUAAAGUUUCUAUCAGCAAGGAAACAUUAGAUUCUACGUUUGUAUACAGUGCGGCUACCUUCCAAGAGACAAACGAGAACAACACUCUGCUUGUUUUUUCUCGUUAUCAUUAACCGGAUGCUGUUUGUUUUAUAUAAAAUACGAAAGCCAAAACUACAAUUUAACUUUGCUUAAUUAUACCAGUAAAAAUU